GCUGCAGCUCACAGCAACAGAGUUUAGACUGUCUUUGCUUCAUCAUCUGAAGGUAAAAUUUUCCAGCCACGGCCGGCGGCUCGCAGAGUACAAUAAACAGGGACGGAGAACUCUUCGCACGGACCCCCCUUCCUCAUGAUGCGGUGGAGAAGCCGCGGCCACACGGUCCUGCCAGAUGAUCUUGGGGUUGCUGUACACGGGGAAGGCGAGCAGAGCUAAACAAGAAUUUAAAAAGGACGAAGGAAGGAAAGCGCCACCCUGCUCAAAUACAAAGAUCUAAGAGGGUUGUUUUCCCACAUCCUCCAAAGCUGUGAGCGUCAGAACUAAUAUUUUCCCAAAGAGUGCCAUCAUAUUGAAGCCACUUUAUUAAGGAGGGGUGUAUCUCAAGACAGUCAAGAAACUAGAACCCUGGGAGCCAGAGAUGACAGUGAGCACGCGCUGCUUGUGGGGCCUAUCGAUCGGUGAUCGGUGAUUGGUGAUCGGUGACCGACUUCCUGCUUGCUGACACAUUCCCCCUCCCUGGUUUCCCGGAUUGGACUGCAUUAAGGAAUUCAGGACUUACCAUCAGACUUACAUGUUGGAGUUUUCACGGCAGUUGUUUUGAGAUCAUUGAGACUCAGACUGACUUCGCCAUUUAACCGAAAGGAACAGAGCCCAAAGUCGUUCUCAUCAUGGCCUUGAACGUUGCCCCCGUGAGAGACACAAAGUGGCUGACACUGGAGGUCUGCAGACAGUACCAGAGAGGGACGUGCUCACGCUCUGACGAAGAGUGCAAAUUUGCUCACCCCCCCAAGAGUUGCCAGGUUGAAAAUGGAAGAGUGAUUGCCUGCUUUGAUUCCCUCAAGGGCCGCUGUUCAAGAGAGAACUGCAAAUAUCUUCAUCCUCCGACACACUUAAAAACCCAGCUAGAAAUUAACGGGAGGAACAAUCUGAUCCAGCAAAAAACUGCAGCAGCAAUGCUUGCCCAGCAGAUGCAGUUUAUGUUCCCAGGAACACCGCUCCAUCCUGUGCCCACUUUUCCUGUAGGUCCCACCAUAGGGACAAAUGCGGCUAUUAGCUUUGCUCCUUACCUAGCGCCUGUCACCCCUGGAGUUGGCUUAGUCCCAACAGAGGUUCUACCCACCACACCAGUCAUUGUUCCCGGAAGUCCACCGGUCACUGUCCCGGGCUCAACUGCAACUCAGAAACUUCUCAGGACUGAUAAACUGGAGGUAUGCAGGGAGUUCCAGAGAGGAAACUGUGCCCGGGGAGAGACAGACUGCCGCUUUGCACACCCGGCAGACAGCACCAUGAUCGACACAAACGACAACACCGUAACCGUUUGUAUGGAUUACAUAAAGGGGCGUUGCAUGAGGGAGAAAUGCAAAUAUUUUCACCCUCCUGCACACUUGCAGGCCAAAAUCAAAGCUGCGCAGCACCAAGCCAACCAGGCCGCGGUGGCCGCCCAGGCAGCCGCGGCCGCGGCCACAGUCAUGACUCAGUCGACUGCCAAAGCACUGAAGCGACCUCUCGAAGCAACUGUAGACCUGGCCUUCCCUCCUGGUGCUCUCCAUCCUUUACCAAAGAGACAAGCACUUGAAAAAAGCAAUGGAGCCAGCACGGUCUUCAACCCCAGCGUCUUGCACUACCAGCAGGCGCUGACCAGCGCGCAGCUGCAGCAGCACACGGCGUUCAUUCCCACAGAUAAUUCUGAAAUAAUCAACAGGAAUGGAAUGGAAUGCCAAGAAUCUGCAUUGAGAAUAACUAAACAUUGUUACUGUACAUACUAUCCCGUUUCCUCCUCAAUAGAAUUGCCACAAACUGCAUGCUAAAUUUAGUUCUUCUGGACAGACCACAACCCUAAGGCUAGCUCUGCUAUGUCAUAUAUGAGUAUUAAAUAUGGUAUGCUUAGUAUAUUCCAGCCUAAGAUAGUUAACUACCUGAGACCAGCUGCAAUGUUCAAAGACAUACAGGAUGAGGUUUUCUUUUACAGGGUUCUGAGCAUAGUUUCUGUCCCAGGAAUAUUGUCUUAUCUCCAUAACUAUAGCUGAUGCAGAAAGUCCAGCCAAUAUACUCAUUUCGACUCAGAAUAUUUCAAAUUUAGCAAUAAACAGUUAGCUUUAGUUUAAGCACCUAUUCCAAGGGCAGGUUCGAUUCUAACUCCAAUCACAACCAUUUCAUUUCCUGACUGGAUCAAAGGGUCUGAUUCACUUCCUGAGGAGACGGACAGUCGCUGCAGAGAGAAGUGAAGUAAAAAAAAACGCGCACCUGCCUCGCAGGUCUAAAGUCUGAGUAGCAGUUCAAGCACAGUUGCCGGGGGACACAUCAGAAUGUGGGGUUCGCUUUGCCAGGAGAUGCCGCACUGAAUCAUGGGAUUCUAGAAUAACAUUGCAUAGAUUGAAAAAAAAACUUUGCACGGUAUGAGCUUCAUACCCAACCCAACAAAGUCUUGAAGGUAUUAUUUUACAAGUAUAUUUUUAAAGUUGUUUUAUAAGAGAGACUUUGUAGAAGUGCCUAGAUUUUGCCAGACUUCAUCCAGCUUGACAAGAAUGAAAGGCUCAGGCCAAUAGUUGAAUUUAAGGGAUUGGUCUUUCAAACCCGCCCUCCAGUUGCCUGUUACCGAAUAACUCUUCUAAACUAAAACCUAGUGAAACAGGGAAGCUGUAGGUGGGGAGGUCUGUAUAAUAUUCCAAUUUAAGUACGUCUGAGUUUAGUCACUACAGAUGCAAACUGUGACUUUAAUCUAAAUUACUAUGUAAACGGAAAAAAAAGUAGAUAGUUUCACUUUUUAAAAAAUCCAUUACUGUUUUUGCAUUUUAAAAGUUGGAUUAAAGGGUUGUAACUAACUACAGCAUGGAAAAAAUAGUUCUUUUAAUUCUUUCACCUUAAAGCAUAUUUUAUGUCUCAAAAGUAUAAAAAACUUUAAUACAAGUACAUACAUAUUAUAUAUACACAUACAUAUAUAUACUAUAUAUGGAUGAAACAUAUUUUAAUGUUGUUUACUUUUUUUAAAUACUUGGUUGAUCUUCAAGGUAAUAGCGAUACAAUUAAAUUUUGUUCAGAAAGUUUGUUUUAAAGUUUAUUUUAAGCACUAUCGUACCAAAUAUUUCAUAUUUCACAUUUUAUAUGUUGCACAUGGCCUACACAGUACCUACAUAGUUUUUAAAUUAUUGUUUAAGAAAUGAAACAGCUGUUAUAAAUGGAUAUUAUGUGUAGUUGUUUAAAACAUCCAUUUUCUUUGUGAACAUUUUAGUGAUUGAAGUAUUUUGACUUUUGAGAUUGAAUGUAAAAUAUUUUAAAUUUUUGGUAUCAUCGCCUGUUCUGAAAACUAGAGGCAUCCAACCAUAUCAUAUUUUUUUGAUUGAAAAAAUCUGCAUUUAAUUCAUGUUGGUCAAAGUCUAAUUACUAUUUAUCUUACAUCAUAGAUCUGAUAACUGUAUCGAAAGAAAUCACAUUCUGAGUGUAAUCUUGCGUAGUGCUUCUGUUGUAUUUGUUUUAAUUUGUGGAAAGGUAUUGUAUCUAACGUGUAUCACCUUGAUAGUUCUCAUCUUUAUGUAUUAUUGAUACUUGUAAUUUCCUCAGCUAUAAAAAUGUAGUUACGAUACAACUUGCCUAAAACACUCAUACUUAUUAUUUUUUCUUUACUUACUCAUUUAAACUCAUUGAGAAGAUAGUAGACUAAAAAGGUAAAUUACAGGAAUCACUGAAAUAUUUUUGUAGACUAAUUGUUGUAACUGUCUUUUUUUUCUUUUCAUUUCAUGAUUUUUAUUUUAAAAAUUAUUAGCACAUAGCUAUUUUCAGCCCUUUAAUAAUUGAACAUCAAAGCAUCACCUGUAUCCCCCCCAGCAAAUAUAGAGGACUGUAUUUUUUACUAUGAUAUCCAUUUUCCAGAAUUGUGAUUAUAAUAUGCAGAGUCAGAUAUGCCAUUUACAAUAAGGAGGAGGCAAGGCAAAUGCAUAGAUGUACAAAUAUAUGUACAACAGAUUUUGCUUUUUAUUUAUUUAUAAUGUAAUUUUAUAGAAUAAUUCUGGGAUUUGAGAGGAUCUAAAACUAUUUUUCUGUAUAAAUAUUAUUUGCCAAAAGUUUGUUUAUAUUCAGAAGUCUGACUAUGAUGGAUAAAUCUUAAAUGCUUUGUUUAAAUACAAAAACAAAAUCACCAAUAUCCAAGACAGGAAGAUAUCAGUUCAACAGCUAAUGGUAGUUAGGAAACUAACUCCACUUGUACGGGACUCCAUUUCACUCUUGGUUUUCAGGACAUAACAGCACUUCACAGAAAUAUUCUUUCAGCCAUACACCACUGGUCACAUUUCUACUAAAUCUUUCUGUAACACUUCUUAAAGAUUUUCCUCAUUCGUUAUCUUACAGUGUAAACAGGAUUCUAAUUUGUAUCAAUUCUAUGUUUUGGUUGUAAUAUUCAGUUCACUCACCCAAUGUACAACCAAUGAAAUAAAAGAAGCAUUUAAAAGGA
Messenger RNA from Apodemus sylvaticus (European woodmouse), 4447 nucleotides. It is a transcript of the gene Mbnl2, whose product is annotated as muscleblind like splicing regulator 2. Gene Ontology annotation, molecular function: metal ion binding. Lineage: Eukaryota; Metazoa; Chordata; Mammalia; Rodentia; Muridae. The transcript is spliced from 8 exons. The record is from RefSeq and is a predicted model, not a curated record. The coding region runs from base 672 to 1811 and encodes 379 amino acids.